GUAUAUAAAAAUUACCAGUAAUUCCUAGUUAUAUUAAUGCCAAAAGAAAAUGGUGCAUUAUCCCAAUUCCAAUCCCUUCCUUUCGUUGUUUCUCAGCCAGUAAGAGUUGUGUUUCUGUAUGGCAUUAACAAUGGUCGCAGCUCAUAGCCGCGUGCUGCUUCCCUCGGCUUUUUCAUGGAAGCAUGUGAAGGGGUGUGUACAGAACAGAACCUCAGUUUCCUUUGCUGUUCCAGCACAAUGUUACCCUUCAAUCCAGUGUGGUAGGGGUGAUAGGCGGACAAAAAAGGGCAAGAGAUUCAAUCACUCGUUUGGAAAUGCACGGCCAAGGAAUAAGAAGAAGGGAAGAGGGCUGCCACCACUUCCUCUGCCACCAAGGCCACCUGGGAAAGAUGAUCCUUUUGAUGAUGGAGAGAAAAUUGAGAUAGAAAUUGAUGAAUUUCUUUUCUGAGAUAGGGGAAUUCGUAUUGUCUGUGUUAAAUGCUGUUGUUUUUAGAGCUAAACAAACCUCUAAAAUGUUGUUUAAUUCCUUGUCAAAUUGCUAAGAUAUGCCAUGUUUGUGGCUGCUUAUUUCAUGUUAAAAUCGUGUGUAUCUGGAAUAAUCUUCAUGUAUCUUUUUAGUUCCUGCCUGCGGGUGGGAAACUAUAGCGGAGGCUAUUUUCGUUAACCUGUUAUUAAUCUAAGCAAAAACAACCAAUCAUAUUUA
Messenger RNA from Cryptomeria japonica (Japanese cedar), 703 nucleotides. RefSeq names its product small ribosomal subunit protein bTHXc. Bases 119 to 448 code for a protein of 109 amino acids. Gene Ontology annotation, biological process: plastid translation. Gene Ontology annotation, cellular component: plastid; ribosome. Lineage: Eukaryota; Viridiplantae; Streptophyta; Pinopsida; Cupressales; Cupressaceae. The transcript is spliced from 3 exons. The record is from RefSeq and is a predicted model, not a curated record.